Messenger RNA from Xenia sp. Carnegie-2017, 1482 nucleotides. Its product is annotated as nuclear pore complex protein Nup50-like. The transcript has 4 exons. The coding region runs from base 349 to 1101 and encodes 250 amino acids. Lineage: Eukaryota; Metazoa; Cnidaria; Anthozoa; Malacalcyonacea; Xeniidae. The record is from RefSeq and is a predicted model, not a curated record. Gene Ontology annotation, biological process: protein import into nucleus.
GUAGUAAAACGUUAGUUACGUACACCACGUAUGGGUAGUAAAGUGUUAGUUACGUAAACCACGUAUGGGUAGUAAAGUGUUAGUUACGUAAACCACGUAUGGGUAGUAAAGUGUUAGUUACGUACACCACGUAUGGGUAGUAAAAUGUUAGUUACGUACACCACUUAUGGGUAGUAAAAUGUUCUUGUUUUUCAAAUUCACCAUUCUUCUGAUAUUAUCCUGUAGACCAAUAGUUUCAAAGGUUUCCAAGGAUUUGGCACCACGGAGAAAAUAGGACAAAAAACUACUUCAACAUUUGCCGGCUUUCAAGGCUUUUCAAAACAGGCUAAAAAAACAGAAGAUGUUUCCAUGAACGUAAACGAUUCAAAAUCUGAUGGAAAAAACGUCGAUGUAAACGAUGUUUACAUGACUAAUGUGAAACGUCUUAAUGAGGAUGUUUGCGAAUGGAUAAAAAAGCACAUCUCUCAAAAUCCAUAUGUUGAUCUAUCGCCAGUUUUUAAAGACUAUGAGAAACAUUUAUCAACUCUUGAGAAGAAAUAUCGUUCAUAUUCUGUGGAUGACUGCGAUAAUAAAACUAUGGCUACUGCUGUUACAUUUCCAACGUCAAUUUCUACUGCAGCGUCUGUAAAUUCUUCUGCCUUCACUCCAACAUAUGGAUCGAGCAAUCUAAGUCCGGCAACAUCAAUACCAUCAACCAAUAAUACGACAGAACCUGAGGACGAACCGAAAACACAAAGUCAAAUCAAGAGUUCGCCAGAAGAAGAUGCUUUUUUCUCACUUCGUUGCAAACUCUUCUUUAAAAAGACAGAUGAUUGGUCUGAACUUGGUGUAGGAAUGUUAAGCUUAAAGAAAAUCUCCGAUGAAAAGAUUCAGGUGAUAAUACGUAAUGAUACUGCCUUGGGUAAGAUUAUUCUUAACGUCAUCAUUAAUGAAUCUACACCCAUGUCAAGAUCGGGGAAAAAUAAUGUGUUGCUUCUAAGCGUGCCAAACCCGCCCGUAUUUGGUAAAGAAGGCGAUAAUUCCAAGCCUGUCAGUUAUUUAAUCAGGGUAAAAAGUGCAGAAAAUGCCGAAGAACUUCUCACGAAAAUGAAGCCAUUGUAAACGUGUGCUGAUUACGGGAAUAUGUGGUUAAUCAUGUCAUCAAGUUCAGUAGAGAAGUACUUGACAGAGUCGUGGUGAUGAUUUUAUCGAUUCUUAAUGGAGGGAUGAUUAGUAAAGAAAGAUUUGUAGCUACCUGGUAGCUGCUUGGUGAAGUUUAGUAGAAUACUAAGGGUUUUUAAAAGAGUGAUAAUAUUUUAUUGUAAGACUAAAUGGCAACAUCUCAAAAAUGGCACCCAGAGCUUACAAAAUCUGAACAAUCAAGAAUAUGGAACUUUUGCUCACUUAUAAACUGCAUAUAUAAAUUGCUGAACUCAUGCAAACCUUUUGUAGCUCUGUUUUACAUACCUUUAUUAAAACCUAUGGUUAAUAUCUAUGCUUUCA